This is a messenger RNA of Ostreobium quekettii, 468 nucleotides long. NCBI's taxonomy places the organism in Eukaryota, Viridiplantae, Chlorophyta, Ulvophyceae, Bryopsidales, Ostreobiaceae. The record is from the annotation of a GenBank genome assembly.
AUGGCCGCGGGGGGGGGUCCGGCGCCGCCGGGAACGUGCCCCCGGCGAGCCGCGCUGGAGAUUUGCGACUGCGGCGGGAUCGGUGGCGCCGGCAGGUCGUUUGGGUUGGCAGCUUCGGACCCGGCACCCAGAGCCGGUGGGGAGGGCCCGGUCGUGGAGCGGGCGCAUCGCUUGCACGGGCUCAGGCAGGGGCGGGGCCGGUGUGAGGCUCUCUUCCUGGCCCCCCAGAGGCCUGCGAGGCGCCCGCCGUGGGCGGCGCCCUCCGCUGCUUCUCCGAUGGAGGCGCUGGCAUUGGAACAGUGGUGCUCCAGAGCGGGCACCAUUUAUUGUUCCGGACGUGCCGCGCAAAUGGCGGCGGCUCACGUUUGCCGCGUGCGCUGGUUAGCGCUGGAGGGAACUGGCACUACUUAUGGGUCCGAAGUUGGGGGUGACCUUGGAGGGCUGGCCGCGCGCGUGGACACCCUGUAA